This is a messenger RNA of Penicillium concentricum, 2217 nucleotides long. RefSeq names its product glutamyl-tRNA(Gln) amidotransferase subunit PET112. The record is from RefSeq and is a predicted model, not a curated record. Gene Ontology annotation, molecular function: glutaminyl-tRNA synthase (glutamine-hydrolyzing) activity. Bases 1 to 2217 code for a protein of 738 amino acids. Lineage: Eukaryota; Fungi; Ascomycota; Eurotiomycetes; Eurotiales; Aspergillaceae. The transcript is spliced from 7 exons. Gene Ontology annotation, biological process: mitochondrial translation; glutaminyl-tRNAGln biosynthesis via transamidation.
AUGGAUUGCGAGUUCCAUCCAGAUAGCUUUGCUGCACUACAUCGUGAGUUCUCUGUCCUAUCAUUUAUUUCUCAGAUUCCCUCCCCGAUCGGCCACCCUCGUAUCAUAAGCGCCGAUUUCAAGUCCGGUGUCCUUGUGCUAAGCUCGCCAAAGGUCUACUGGACACCACUUUGGCAGCAUGUCAACGAGCCGGUCCUCGAUCUUGACUCAUUACUUCAGAUGAAGCAUGAAUUGCUCGACUAUAUCGGAUCAUUGAAAUCAGCCGGCGGUUGGCUACUGUACUUGGGUGGAUGGGCGGACACGGACUUCUGCUCGGCACCGGAUCGAAUCCAAUCAGAUGAGUGGAAGACACAAGAGAAAGAGCAGGUGAAUGAGAUCGCCAAGUCCCCCGAGCUCCCGCAAAUUCACGUCUUUCAAGACUCAACACUCUCACCCGAGUCCAAUCUCUCUAUGCUUCGGUCAUGGAUUGGCAGCGGUACGAUCCGCUCUCUUUGCGUUCGACGCUUGACUCGGUCACCCCGUUUGUUCCCUAAAGCUCCAUUCUCCUCCGCGCCAAAUCGCUAUCUCCAACCGCCGGCCUCCGCAGAUCGCGUUCCCCUUCGCAAACAACUCAAGCAGGAAGCUAAAUCGCUUCGGUCACACAAAAGGCAACGCAAGGAAACAGCAGAGGCUUCGAGGGAAGAAUGGGAACUGACAGUGGGCGUGGAGAUCCACGCGCAAUUGGAUACAGAGACCAAACUAUUUUCCCGGGCAGCAACAUCGACAAGUGAUACUCCCAAUUCCAAUGUCGCCUUGUUCGAUCUGGCGUUCCCGGGUAGCCAACCGGCAUUCCAAAUCGCAACACUUCUACCAGCUCUCCGCGCUGCUAUUGCACUGAAUUGUGAGAUACAACCAGUCAGUCGGUUUGAUCGGAAACAUUACUUUUACCAGGAUCAACCGGCGGGGUAUCAAAUCACACAAUACUAUGAACCCUUCGCACGAAAUGGCUAUGUUGAGCUAUUCGACUAUGAUGGAAUCGCUCCGGAAGACGGUGAACGGGUUCGUAUUGACAUCAAACAACUGCAGUUAGAGCAGGACACAGCCAAAUCCCAGGAAUACCCGCCCACGACACAACUUCUUGACUUCAACCGUGUGUCCCACCCCCUUAUUGAAAUCAUCACUAUGCCGCAAAUCCACACUCCGGCAACGGCUGCAGCAUGCGUUCGGAAACUACAAGCCAUUGUACAAUCAUGUGGUGCUGUGACUACGGGAAUGGAGAUGGGCGGUCUUCGUGCAGACGUCAACGUCUCGGUCCGACGCCGAGGCGAAGAACCCGGGAAAUAUCAGUACGACGGGAUCAGCGGGUUGGGUCAGCGUACGGAGAUUAAGAACCUCAGCAGCUUCAAGGCGGUAGAGGAUGCCAUCAUUGCUGAGAAGAAUCGUCAGAUCGAGGUUCUCGAGAGUGGCGGUGUCAUCGAAGGAGAGACACGUGGGUGGACGAUCGGUAGCACUGAAACUCGCAGACUUCGCGGCAAAGAGGGCUCGGUCGACUACCGCUACAUGCCUGAUCCUGAUAUUCCACCUCUGGUCAUUGGAGAGGACCUGCUCUCUAGUCUCAGAGACUCUAUUCCGACAGCCCCAGAUGCACUUCUCACACUGCUCGUCGGAUCCGAGUUUAGUCUUCCAAUCGAAGAUGCCAAACCACUCAUCGAGCUGGACAACGGAGCCCGACUCGAGUACUAUCACGAUGUGGUGGAUAUCCUCCGCACUCUUCAAGUAGACCAAGACGAUAAAACACGCGCCAGUCUCGCACGGGUGGCAAGCAACUGGGUUUUGCACGAGCUGGGAGGUCUUUUGGCCAAAGCAGACCGGGCAUGGGACCCAGAGAUCGUCCCAGCCAGAUCCUUGGCCCAUCUCAUCGACCACCUACAGCGGAAACGUAUCACCGGCCCCACAGCCAAACAGGUGCUGGCCACCAUCUUUGACGGGGACCAUCGACCAGUGCCGCAACUACUAGAGGAGGAAAAUCUUCUACUGCGGCCGCUGUCGCGGGAGGAAUAUCUAGCGCUGGCAGAGUCGGUCAUUGCCAUGAACCCGCAGAUGGUCGAACAGAUCCGCAGCAAGAAUCAGCUAGGUAAACUAGGCUGGUUCGUGGGACAAAUGAUGCGGACUGGUGAAAAGGGCCGUGUGGAGGCUCCUAAAGCAGAGGAGAUUCUCCGGGAGUUAAUUCUGGGAUAG